Ipomoea triloba (trilobed morning glory) is the source of this 2141-nucleotide messenger RNA. Its product is annotated as protein FAR1-RELATED SEQUENCE 5-like. The coding region runs from base 6 to 2141 and encodes 711 amino acids. The transcript is spliced from 6 exons. Gene Ontology annotation, biological process: regulation of DNA-templated transcription. The record is from RefSeq and is a predicted model, not a curated record. Lineage: Eukaryota; Viridiplantae; Streptophyta; Magnoliopsida; Solanales; Convolvulaceae. Gene Ontology annotation, molecular function: zinc ion binding.
AGGAUAUGGAAGGCGUCAAUUCGCAACAGGAGGUGGUUGCGACUGAAGAACUCGAUGAUGCGGUUGGAUUGGCUAUUUCAGGCGAUGAUCCGGUUGGAUUGGCUAUUUCAGGCGAUCGUAAUCCAGCUGUUCAGGACUUGUUAGGGGUGUCAGUGAGUUCUAUUGAGGAAGCAUAUGAGGUUUAUAAUGAUUAUGCUUUCAGGCUAGGUUUUAGUAUGAGGAGGGGUAAGCAAAGAUAUAGUGCUGGUACAAAACAAUUGAAGAUGAAGGAGUUUAAUUGUUCAAAGUCUGGGUUUAAAAGGGUUUUAAGAAAUGGAAGUUAUUUAAAAGUUGAUGUACGGACAGGUUGUCGUGCAUCUGUUCAAUUUGAUUUAGAUGGGAAUGGGAUGUGGACUGUGACAAAGCACCAGAAGCUUCAUAAUCAUGAGUUUGUUCCAACGACCAAGAGUUAUCUUCUACGGUCACAUAGAUCAGUGUCUAGAAAUCAUCUUUCCUACCUAAAGGAUUUGAAGAAGAGCGGCGCUUGUGUGGCUGAUGGUUUACGGUUUCUUAAAACACAAUCAGGGGGGUCACCACUCGUUGGUUUUACAAGCAGGGAUGCAUAUAACUCACUGUGCACUGAUGUAUUGAACAAUUUGGAUGGAACCGACUCAAACACAUUAAUUGAAAUAUUUAGACAAAGGCAGUCAAGUGAAAAGGAUUUUUACUUUGAUUUCGAAGUGGAUGAUGAGUCAAGGUUGUGCAGCUUUUUUUGGAGAGAUGGGAAAAUGAUGCGAGACUAUGAAUUGUUUGGAGAUUUGUUAGUUCACGAUACGACGUAUCGUACUAACAAAUAUGAUAUGAUUUGUGGUCCAUUCGUUGGUCUGAACCAUCACUGUAUGAACGUAAUGUUUGGAUGUGGUUUUUUGUUGAACGAGAGGAUUGAGUCGUUUGUAUGGUUGUUUAGGUCAUUUUUAAGAUCAAUGAAUGGGAAAAGUCCCCAAAGUAUAAUGACUGAUCAAUGCGCUGCCAUGGCUGCUGCUAUUUCCCAAGUUUUUCCAACCUCAAGACAUCGCCUAUGUAUAUGGCAUAUCGGUGAGAAUUCAAAGAAGCACAUCAAGGGACUAAGAAAUCAAAAAGAUUUUCUAGACAUAUUCAAUUGUCUGUUGAAACAUACAGAUACGGAGGCAGAGUUUGAGCUUUAUUGGACAAGGAUGGUCACAACAUACAAAUGCCAUAAUAAUUCUUGGAUUGAAAAGCUGUAUGAAUGUAGAGAAAAAUGGUGCCCUGCAUUUAACAAAGAUUAUUUUUCUGGUGGUAUUUUAUCUUCACAAAGGAGUGAAACCACAAAUCACUCUAUUUCUAGAAGGUUAUCCAAGACUGUUGGGCUAUGUGAUUUCUAUAGCUCCUUUGUUGGUGUUGUUUCGGAGUGGAGGAGUAGAGAGAACGGGGAAGAUGUCCGGUGUUCCCAAGGUGUACCUACAAUGGCUAUGGAUCACAUUAAGAUUCUUUCACACGCUAGGGAUAUUUAUACGAUUGAGAUAUAUUACUUGUUCGAAGAGCAGUUUUUGAAAGGGGCAUCAUGCUAUCAAGAGUGUGUUCAAUUUGAAGGUGGUGUGUAUAAGUAUCACGUCUGGAGGCCGGAGGUUGAUAUUAUUAGGCAUGAAGUGAUUUUUAACGUUAGAGAGUUAGAUAUUUGGUGCAGUUGCAAGCUGUUCACUGAAACCGGGAUCUUAUGCUGUCACUGUUUACGCAUUUUAAACGUGCAUUGUGUGUCUGAAAUUCCAAAUAAAUAUAUUCUGAAGAGAUGGACUAAAAGAGUUUUGGAAGACGAGAAUGCUGAGAUCACUAGGAAAUUUCAGAAGUUGGUUGUUUAUUGCCAAGAAAACAGCGAAGCACGCAAAAUUUUUGAGCAAGCAGUGUUAGAUGCCAAGAGAAAAGUUGAACAUGAGUAUGGCCCUAUUUUCUUCGAAGGUGAAGAUUGUGAUGUGGAAUCGUCGAGCGGUGUUAUAAAGGAUCCAUCAAACAGGCGGUUGAAAGGGUCUCAAGUUGAAGAUGAUAUUUCUAAUAUUGCUGGUAAUGGAUACCUGGUGCAUCCAAUGUCUGGAGAGUUAGAAGACAGAGGUGGAAGCCAGGGUUUAGCAUUAGGGUUUAUGGUUUAG